GGGCGGGGCGGGACGGGGGCCGGCGAGCUGCGCGCGCGGCUCCCGCCUGGGUCAGCGGCGGCGGCGGCGGGGCCGGGGCCCGCGGGGCCGCGCCGGGGGGCGGCGGGAUGGCGGUGCCCUUCGUGGAGGACUGGGACCUGGUGCAGACGCUGGGCGAAGGCGCCUACGGGGAGGUGCAGCUGGCGGUGAACCGGCGCACGGAGGAGGCCGUGGCCGUGAAGAUCGUGGACAUGAAGCGGGCGGCCGAGUGCCCGGACGACGUCAGGAAGGAGAUCUGCAUCCACAAGAUGCUCAGCCACGAGCACGUCGUGCGCUUCUACGGGCACCGGCGCGAGGGGGCCACGCACUACCUCUUCCUCGAGUACUGCAGCGGCGGCGAGCUCUUCGACCGCAUCGAGCCCGACGUCGGCAUGCCCGAGGCGGAGGCGCAGCGCUUCUUCCAGCAGCUCAUCGCCGGCGUGGUCUACCUGCACGGCCUCGGCAUCACCCACCGCGACCUCAAGCCCGAGAACCUGCUGCUGGACGAGCGAGACAACCUCAAAAUCUCCGACUUCGGCCUGGCCACCGUCUUCAAGCACAACGGCCGCGAGCGGCGGCUCAGCAGGAUGUGCGGCACGCUGCCCUACGUGGCCCCCGAGCUGCUGCGCCGCGGCCCCUUCCGCGCCGAGCCCGCCGACCUCUGGGCCUGCGGCAUCGUCCUCACCGCCAUGCUGGCCGGAGAGCUGCCCUGGGACCAGCCGAGCGACGCCUGCCAGGAGUACAGCGACUGGAAGGAGAGGAAGACCUACCUGCCGCCCUGGAAGAAGAUCGACUCGGCGCCGCUGGCGCUGCUGCGCAAGAUGCUGGCGGAGAGCCCCGCGGCGCGGGCCACCGUGGCCGACGUGGCCCAGGACCGCUGGUACUGCCGCCCGGCGCGGCGCCCGGGGCGCGAGGCCGGCGGCAAGCGGGCGCGGGCGGCCUCGCCGGGCGGCCUGGGCAAGCAGGCGCGCUCCCACGCCCACCUCCCGCCCGCCGAGGGCCCGCUCAGCGAGGAGCAGACGAGCUACUCGACGUCGCAGCCCGAGCCCGGCACCGGCGGCGCCCCGUGGGACAGCGGCGCGGGCGGCAGCGAGCGCCCGGCGCGCGGCAUCAGCUUCUCGCAGCCGGCGCGCCCCGAGCACAUGCUGCUCAACAGCCAGCUGCUGGGCACCCCCGGCUCCUCGCAGAGCCCCUGGCAGCGCCUGGUGAAGCGCAUGACGCGCUUCUUCACCAAGCUGGACGCCGCCUGCUCGUACCGGGCGCUCAAGGAGGUCUGCGAGAGGAUGGGCUACGGCUGGAAGAGGAGCUGCACCAACCAGGUCACCAUCUCCACCACGGACCGGCGCAACAACCAGCUGGUCUUCAAGGUGAACCUGCUGCAGAUGGAGAGCAGGAUCCUGGUGGACUUCCGCCUCUCCAAGGGCGACGGCCUGGAGUUCAAGCGGCACUUCCUGAAGAUCAAGGGCGAGCUGGGCGACGUGGUCAGCGCCCACCGGCUGUGGCUGCCGCCGAGCUGAGCCUCUUCCUCCCCCUCCUCCUCCUCCUCCUCUUCCUCUUCCUCCUCCUCCUCCUCAGGACCCCCCGCUCCCCCCCUCCCUCCUUUCCCGGAGCCACCCGGUGGGUGCACGUGUCUGUCCCCCCCCCCCCCGACGGGGGCUUUCGUCCGUCAAGAAAUAAAUUUAAUUGCUUUAUUAAUAAA
Molecule: messenger RNA, 1717 nt
Organism: Dromaius novaehollandiae (emu)
Lineage: Eukaryota; Metazoa; Chordata; Aves; Casuariiformes; Dromaiidae
Gene: CHEK1
Product: checkpoint kinase 1
Exons: 11
Coding region: 108-1535 (475 amino acids)
Biological process (GO): DNA damage checkpoint signaling; protein phosphorylation
Cellular component (GO): cytoplasm
Molecular function (GO): protein serine/threonine kinase activity; ATP binding
Source: RefSeq, a predicted model, not a curated record